AUGCCUCUCUUCCACCACAACUCAAACCCCAACUCCUCCUCUACAGCAAGCUCUUCGCGCCAAUCUCGCCAGGGCACAACUACCAGAACUGCCCCAGAACCCCAAACCCAACGCACCAGCGGAGGUUUCUUUGGCUCUCGCCACGACAGGUCCCCGACUGCAGCAUCCACCAACACUUCCUCAUCGAAGAAUAGCAAUGGCAGCACCAAGCACAGUACAAGCCUCCUGCGCCGUAACCGUGAAGACCCCAGUAUCAGCGCCGCCCGCGAACAGGUCGUCAUGGCCGAGGGCGCGGAGCGCGAAGCUGACCGGGCGCUUGUGGCUGCGCGCCAGGCUGUGAGGGAUGCGAGGGAGCAUGUGAAAAGGCUCGAGAAGGAGGCUGCGGAGGAAGCGCGCUUGGCUAGGGUCAAGCAGGAUCAAGCAGCGGAUAUUUCGAAGAGGGCGAGGCCCUUGGGGAGGUUUGGGAAUUAG
This is a messenger RNA of Talaromyces atroroseus, 471 nucleotides long. RefSeq lists its product as hypothetical. The transcript is spliced from 2 exons. The coding region runs from base 1 to 471 and encodes 156 amino acids. The record is from RefSeq and is a predicted model, not a curated record. Lineage: Eukaryota; Fungi; Ascomycota; Eurotiomycetes; Eurotiales; Trichocomaceae.